Molossus molossus (Pallas's mastiff bat) is the source of this 966-nucleotide messenger RNA. Its product is annotated as olfactory receptor 1361-like. The transcript has 2 exons. The record is from RefSeq and is a predicted model, not a curated record. Gene Ontology annotation, molecular function: olfactory receptor activity; G protein-coupled receptor activity. Gene Ontology annotation, biological process: G protein-coupled receptor signaling pathway. The coding region runs from base 1 to 966 and encodes 321 amino acids. Gene Ontology annotation, cellular component: membrane. Lineage: Eukaryota; Metazoa; Chordata; Mammalia; Chiroptera; Molossidae.
AUGACAUAUGACUGCUCGAACUACCUGGACAUGAGCAAUCAGACUCAAUUCUGUGAAUUCAUCCUCCUCGGUCUUUCCGAGCAGCCCUUGUCACAGCAGGUGCUCUUUGGGCUGUCCUGCAGCCUGUAUCUGAUUGGGUGCCUGGGGAAUCUGCUCACCAUCCUAGCCAUCGUCUCAGACCCUUACCUCCACAGCCCCAUGUACUUCUUCCUCAGCAACUUGUCCCUUCUAGACAUUUGCUUUACCUCCACGACCAUCCCCAAGAUGCUCCUGAACCACCUAUGUGGGCACAACACCAUCUCCUCCUCUGCUUGCCUGGUCCAGAUGUAUUUUUUCAUCACCUUUGGGGCAGCUGACAGCAUCCUUCUUUCGGCCAUGGCUUAUGACCGCUACCUGGCCAUCUGCUGCCCGCUGCACUAUAUGACAAUCAUGAGCGUCCUUCGGUGUGCCUUGCUGGUGGCAGUACCCUGGAUCUUGGCCAAUUGCAUCUCCAUGGUUCAUACUAUUUUGAUGACUCACUUGGCCUUUUGCACCAAUAAGAUCCCACACUUCUUCUGCGACCUCAACGCCUUAAUCAAGCUCUCUUGCUCUGACACACAAGUCAACGAGAUGUUGGUAUUGGUGCUUGGGGGUUCAGUGGUUCUGGUCCCUUUUGUGUUCAUCAUGGCUUCUUAUACACCUAUUGCUGUGGCUGUGUGGAAGGUGCCCUCAGCCCGGGGAAAGUGGAAAGCAUUCUCCACCUGUGGCUCUCACCUUUGUGUUGUCUGUCUCUUUUACGGAACCAUCACUGGGGUCUACUUCAACCCGGCAUCCAUACACACCACCCACAGGGAUAUGGCAGCCACAGUGAUAUAUACCAUGGUGACUCCCAUGCUGAACCCCUUCAUCUACAGCUUACGGAGCCGAGAUCUGAAGAGCGCCCUCAGGAAACUUCUCAGCGAGAACCACUUUGCUAAGUGUCUUUGA